AUGACCAAAGGCAUGAACAGUUUCAUCCCGUGUGAGGGCUUCGAGGGCGAGCACCUGGACGUCCAUACAAUGAUGAACGUCAUGACCUUUCAGGAUGCUCUUCCAGGGAAACAGACUGCUUGUAAUGGUUAUCGACUAAACAAGGACAUCCUGAAUCAGUUGAACAAGGUCUGCAGGAUAAAGGUCGCGGCUGGAGGAAAUGUUGAAAGCAGAAUCAAUCUCAUCAUGCUUGGAAUGCCCUGGACGGCCGUUGUCCUUGAGGAUGGAGCGAUUACGCAAGGUUGGCAGUGGGUUUUGAUCAAGUUCCUGUCCUCCGUCGUCGUCCGCGUUUGCGCCUCCGAUAGUAGCAGUCCCUUGACUUCUGUCAUUAUUGGAACAUACAUGGGACCGUCACUUUGCGUCUAUGGACAAGGGAGUAGGAAGUUCCAAACGUGGUUAUCGCGUGUGAAGACAGCACGAGCAGCUCAGCAGAAGCAAAGUGCCUCCUCAAUUGCACUUCCGACACCACAAUCAGACAAGCGCCAACGACGAUUAGACGCGUACUUUUUGCCCUCUCUUCCUCCCCCGACUCCUUCUCACCCCCCCUCGGCACCUUCUCCUCCCGCAGCAUCUUCUCCUCCUGCCUGGGCCGCUUAUCGUCGGGCCCUGCGCGGACUAGGCAUGGCAAAGGAUACACUUCAGGCAAUCAUCCAAGAUGACGAUGAUGAUGACGUCCCGUCUUUGGCGUCUCCGUCCAAGAAGAGGAUGACAGCGGCUGUGAGUCUCCUGGAUCCCCUUCCCCUGGACACCGAUCCUUGUGGAGAGAUCUUCCGUGUUGGACGUCAGUCUCUCAAACCGCAAGUCUACGUUUUGUCAGGAUCACGGCAUCUCGGAUCGUAUCGCAUCAAGACUUCAUUGGCGAUGAACCUGGACAGACUGAUCGAAAGCUUCCUGGCGCAACCCCUGAGUCCAUCAGCGCAGAGCUUGAAGCCAUACCUGUAUUACGAGUAUCCAUACUACUGGCAUGUUCUUCAUAUGGGUGUCGGGUCUCAUGACAAGAUCCUGGAGGCCGUGUACGCUUUCGUCGUUAAAGGUGGGCUGCGUCGACAAGCCAUGAAUCUGAAUGUCAACGUCGCGACAUUCGCUGGCAACUACGACAAGAAGAUACAAGCAUAUUUCUGUCUGCCAUUGAUUGCCUAUUUCUCUUUGGAGCUCCCACACGCCGAAGAAGUUGAGAGGUGUGAGAAGUGGACACCCGAAGAGCAAAGAGAGGUGCUCAGAACGGGCGAGAAACUCCCCGUAGUUGACCGUUUACUCCUUGGACACGAUGGGCGGAAGCUCUUCCACAUCGGACAGCAAUAUGGCCUCACAAAGAAAGAGUUUGACUGCUUCCUGACAAUCCCGACCCCCCGUCGUGGCGAGAGGGUUUUCUACCCGUAUCACGUCCUGUCAAGGUCUCAAGCUGAGGAAAAUGGGUGGGAUUGGAAUACGGUCAAGUCAAAGAGCCUUUUCCUAGUGCGGACUAUGACCAAGUACUGCAACAGGUGGGCAGUGGGCGCCGAGCUUCAAGAGAAACAUGCUACUGAGGCCUUGACGUUAUUUUUGGCCUCGUAUUACUGCGAAAAGAUUGCUCGUCAUCAGCUGAAAAUGUCCCUAGCCAAAGGACCAGACCAUGGCAUCGCCAUGAUGCUUGGGCUCCAAGUUCCCAGCCUUGAGAAGUUCGACCCCCUCAAGCAUAUUGAUGUCAGUCAGCGGACGGUAGAAAUAGAUGCCUGGCUUACGAAUGGCACCAUGUACGAGUUCAACAUGGCCGACUGGGACUCGAUCCGCACGCUUACACGCAGUGUCCCUCUUCAUUAUGGCUUAUGGACAGUCGAUGAGAGACUAGGAGACCGUUUCUGGAACUGGUCUCAGACGCCCUCGCUUCGCCCUGUGAUGCCGUCGCCAGCUUUCGCCAUGCCCCUGCUACCGAUUGACGACUGGCUCAAUGGUGCUGAUCAAGGCGUUCUCCAGCAGCAGUGUUGCGGUGAACAGUUUUCGACCAUCGGCCUGCUUCUUUGCCAUUGCUAA
This is a messenger RNA of Trichoderma reesei QM6a, 2049 nucleotides long. RefSeq lists its product as uncharacterized. NCBI's taxonomy places the organism in Eukaryota, Fungi, Ascomycota, Sordariomycetes, Hypocreales, Hypocreaceae. The transcript is spliced from 9 exons. The record is from RefSeq and is a predicted model, not a curated record. Bases 1 to 2049 code for a protein of 682 amino acids.